AUGGACUCAAGCUACUCUGAAUUCACUCUUGAUGGUAUUCUCUCCCACACUGACUACUCCAAGAGAAAGACCAAAAUUGUCUGCACUAUUGGACCCUCUUGUUGGGAUCACGAUAAUCUCGUUUAAUUGCUUGAAAAUGGUAUGAAUGUUGCUCGUUUGAACUUCUCCCAUGGUGAUCACGCUGGUCAUGGAGAAACUGUUAGAAGACUUAAGGAAGCCUUCAAAGCCAGAAAGAACAUUCAAUGUGCUCUUAUGCUUGAUACUAAAGGACCAGAAAUCAGAACUGGUUUGGUAAAAGACUAAACUAAGAAGCUCAUCAACCUCGUUGCUGGAUAAGAAUUAGAAAUAACUACUGACUAUAGCGUUUUAGGAGAUGAGAAAGUUCUUGCUUGCUCUUACAAAAGUUUACCCAAGAGUGUCAAAGUUGGUGGUUAAGUCUUGAUAGCCGAUGGUACUUUGGUUUGCAUAGUUAAGGAAAUCAAAUAGGACAGUAUCAUCGUAAAUGUUUAAAAUACCUGCAGUAUUGGUGAAAAGAAGAAUAUGAAUUUACCAGGUGCUAUUGUUGAUCUCCCUACAGUCACUGAAAAAGACGAAGAUGAUAUUGUUAACUUCGGUCUUAAGCAUGGUAUUGAUUGUAUUGCCUUGUCCUUCGCCAGAAAAGCUGAAGAUAUUGAAUACGUUAGAGAUAUCUUGGGACCUCAAGGUGAACACAUUAAGAUCAUUGCAAAGAUUGAAAACCAAGAAGGUCUUCAUAAUUAUGAAUAAAUUUUAGAUGCUGCCGAUGGUAUCAUGGUUGCUCGUGGUGAUUUAGGUAUGGAAAUCCCUCCUUAGAAGGUCUUCGUAGCUCAAAAAUGGAUGAUCCGCAAAGCCCUUGAAAAAGGUAAACCCAUUAUUACUGCUACCUAAAUGAUGGAAAGUAUGAUUAAAAAUCCCAGACCUACUAGAGCUGAAGCCAGUGAUGUUGCUAAUGCAGUUUUGGAUGGUACUGAUGCAGUUAUGCUUUCAGGUGAAACCGCUAACGGAUCUUUCCCUAUUCAAGCUGUCUAAACCAUGGCUUACAUUUGCUCAGAGGCCGAACUUUGCUAUGACAACAGACAAACUUUCUGGUAAAGAACAAACAACAAGAAAAAAGUUUCUGCUGUUGAAUCUAUGGCUAUCUCUGCUGUCUAAAUGAGUUUUGAAAUUGAAAGUCCUGUUAUCAUCGUAUUUACUACUAAUGGUGAUAUGGCUAGAUAUGUCUCCAAGUACAGACCAAGUGCUUAAAUUUUCGUUGUAUCAACUGAAAACGGUACAAUUAAAGGCCUUUGCACUACUUUUGGUGUCAGAUGCUUAAGAGUCCCUUCAUUCUAAGGUAUUAAUAAGCUCAUUGAUUAUGCUGUUGAUGCUGCUAAAGAGUAAGGAUUUAUCAAGUCAGGAUAAAAUGCAAUUGUAAUCCUUGGCUCAAACGAAGAAGAACCUGAUCAAGGUGACAUCCUUAAAAUCAAGGAAGUUAAAUGA
Molecule: messenger RNA, 1497 nt
Organism: Tetrahymena thermophila SB210
Lineage: Eukaryota; Ciliophora; Oligohymenophorea; Hymenostomatida; Tetrahymenidae
Product: pyruvate kinase complex alpha subunit
Exons: 9
Biological process (GO): glycolytic process
Cellular component (GO): cytoplasm
Molecular function (GO): potassium ion binding; pyruvate kinase activity; magnesium ion binding
Source: RefSeq, a predicted model, not a curated record